Messenger RNA from Labeo rohita (rohu), 2317 nucleotides. RefSeq names its product claudin-20. Gene Ontology annotation, cellular component: plasma membrane; bicellular tight junction. The record is from RefSeq and is a predicted model, not a curated record. Gene Ontology annotation, biological process: bicellular tight junction assembly; cell adhesion. Lineage: Eukaryota; Metazoa; Chordata; Actinopteri; Cypriniformes; Cyprinidae. The coding region runs from base 795 to 1670 and encodes 291 amino acids. The transcript has 3 exons. Gene Ontology annotation, molecular function: structural molecule activity.
GGAAGGGAGCAAACACUCCUCAGGGGACGGAUCUUUACAAGCAAUGAUGGAAAAGCGUGGGAAGUGUAGAGAGCUCUAUCUCGCAGUACACGGAUCCCAAAGCUGGGCUUUCCCUGCCCUCUGCCUGCUCUGAAAUCAACUGACUGAGUGUUGAAGUAAUCAGAACAGACUCGGCACUGCCAAGAGCCACUGCGAGUUUUCUCUCUCAAAACUAAUCUGAGAGCUAUUGGGUUUUCAGCUUUGCCAUUCUCCAAAUCAACUUGUUUGGAUCUCACUCACAGUUCAUGGACCUUCUGGACUCAAGGAGCAAAGACAUGACACAUGUUGCAUCCAGAACUGGAGAUAUCCGAGGGAAAGUGUUAGUCCAGAGUCUGGCUUUGGUUCGGUCUUGACAGGGGCAGUAAAAGGAGUGGGAACAUGUCAGGCUGGGCACUAUGACCGCCUGUGCGGAGCUCGAGGAAUGUGCUGUGCUCAGCCUGACGUCCUCCCUGUGUCACGCUUAGAGUGCCCCUCUCGCCCACUACCUGGACGUCACACACUUUGUGUGUGCUCUUGCUGACUGCACAUGUGUAAGUGUGUUGGCAUAUUCUGGCAUUAGCUGUCAAGACAUACAGCAGCUAAAGGAAAUCUCUUCAGAACUGCUUGACUCACCAUAGUGCACCAGUGAAAGGCCUUGCGGAGCCAGUGCGGAGGAAUUAUCUGCUGUCAGGUCCUGCGCCGGGCUGAUAGGGAAAGCAGCGCACCGAGGGCCACUGCAAGGUGAGAGGGACGGCCGCAGGGGGAAGGGACCGAGGAUGCCGUCUUCCACCAUGCAAAUGUUCGCGUUCAUUCUGGCGGUAUUGGGAGUCGUAAGUGCCACGGUGGCCACGCUGCUACCCAACUGGAAGGUGAGUGCGGAUGUGGGCUCCAAUAUCAUGACUGCCAUCUCGCAGAUGCAGGGACUGUGGAUGGACUGCACCUGGUACAGCACCGGCGUCUUCAGCUGCUCGCUUAAGUACUCGGUGCUGGCGUUGCCGGCUUAUCUCCAAACUGCACGCACCACUAUGGUGCUUUCCUGCAUGAUGGCGACAAUGGGACUCUGUUUGGCCGCCCUAGGGCUGAAAUGCACUCGCUGGGGUGGCAGUUAUCGCUCUAAGGGACAUACGGCGAUUUCCGCAGGAGCUUGCUUCGUCAUAGCAGGGGUCCUGUGUUUGGUGCCCGCGUCCUGGUUCACCAAUGAGGUCAUCACUACGUUUAUGGAUUCCAAAGUGCCCAAAAGCAGCAAGUAUGAGCCAGGCGCAGCGGUGUAUGUGGCAUUUGUGUCGGCAGGAUUUCUUUUAGCUGCAGGCGUAAUCUUUUGCUUAUCAUGUCCUGGAAGAAGAGGCGGUCCGUUGGAUUCGGGCUCGUCCCACCCUGACAAGCCAAAACAGCAGAAGCUGCACCAGGAGCAGCCGACCCGCAACCAACAAAAACAGCAGCACCGCGAACAGCAGAGUCAGACUGAAUCGCCGGAACGAGAGCAGUCGCAUCGAGAGAAGCUACACCAGGAAAAGCUACAAGCGGACGAUCGUCAGCAAGAGAAGUCGGUGCCGGACAGGUUGAACCUGGAGAAGGACAAGCAGUACUAUUCUCCAUCCCGAACCCGAAAUCAAGAUGCCAAGGCCGUCUAUAGUCUGCACGACUACGUGUAAACAACAGUCAUCAGCUCCAGGAGCAUUUAGAGUGUUCUUGAUUAUCAGACUGCCUUUCUUUGUGAGCGGCAAAAAAGAGGAGGGGAAAAGCAGCGGAGCAGCAGGAGGAAUAAUGACUUUGAUGGUGUUAUCAACCCUUCUCAUCUGUGCUUUCGCUUACAGUGAAACAGCAGAGGUAUUUCCAAAGCCACGGAACAGACAAGUAAGGAUUGUGAAUCCUGGGUACAUGGUUUUUAUUGCAACUACAAGUUGAAAGGAGGCCAAACUGUGACGUAUCAUAAAAAAAUACAACAUGAGACAUGGGAAUUCCUUAAGAUAUUAAUGUAAGAAAAGUUCUGAAGGUGCAUUGGAUUGAUAAAAUUGAGUAUUUUAUUGCUGCCCCAUUAUUUUAUUACCUUAACGCAAACACUCGAGAGUUCUACAAGCAAUUUUAUCAGCCUUUUAGCAAAUGGAAGUUUUAAUUCAGAAGCUUGUAGAUGAUACAUUAGCCAGUAUGUGCAUGCUGUUUGUAGAUAAUGCAGUUAAUAAUGCCACAAAAUAGCUUGCAGUUGUGAAAGCACUGAGGCGAUAAUCAAGCUUGCACCUGAGGAUGCUUCACCCCAUCAGCUGUCCAUUAAAUGGUGCGUGUCCUUCAGAAAAGGGAUUUU